Lepus europaeus (European hare) is the source of this 5495-nucleotide messenger RNA. It is a transcript of the gene CD93, whose product is annotated as CD93 molecule. Gene Ontology annotation, biological process: cell migration. Gene Ontology annotation, molecular function: extracellular matrix binding; extracellular matrix protein binding; calcium ion binding. The transcript has 2 exons. Gene Ontology annotation, cellular component: extracellular matrix; external side of plasma membrane. Bases 100 to 2061 code for a protein of 653 amino acids. NCBI's taxonomy places the organism in Eukaryota, Metazoa, Chordata, Mammalia, Lagomorpha, Leporidae. The record is from RefSeq and is a predicted model, not a curated record.
CACAGCUCAGCUCCCAGCUCCCCACCGGGAGCUGAAAUCCCAGCGCCGAUCGCCGCAGGGUGUCUAAGUUUUCCACCAGGGACGGAGGACGCCCCCGGGAUGGCCACGUCCACGGAUCUCCUGUGGCUGCUGCUGCCCCUGCUGCUCCCAGGCCAGCCCCAGGCAGGAGCCGGGGCCCCCAUGGAAGCCGUGGUGUGCGCCGGGACCGCUUGCUACACGGCCCACUGGGGCAAGCUGAGCGCCUCCGAGGCCCAGCAGAACUGCAGCUCCAACGGGGGCAACCUGGCCACGGUGAAGAGCGAGGAGGAGGCCCGGCACAUCCAACAGGCCCUGGCACAGCUGCUGAGAGCCGAGGCGCCCCUGGCAAUGAGGACGGGCAAGUUCUGGAUUGGGCUGCAGCGGGAGAAGGGCACGUGCUUGGACCCCGACGUGCCGCUCAAGGGCUUCAGCUGGGUGGGCGGCGGGGACGACACACUCUACACCAAUUGGCACAAGGAGGUCAAGAGCUCCUGCAUCUCCAGGCGCUGUGUGUCCCUGAUGGUGGAUCUGUGGCAGCCGCCCCUGGCCAGCCGCCUCCCCAGGUGGUCCGAGAGCCCCUGUGGGACCCCUGGCUCUCCUGCCAGCAACAUCGAGGGCUACGUGUGUAAGUUCAGCUUCCAAGGUAUGUGCCAGUCUCUGGCACUGGGGGGCCCCGGCCACGUGAACUACAUCACCCCCUUCCAGGCCAGCAGCUCUGCCCUGGACCUUGUGCCCUUCGGCUCUGUGGCCAAUGUGGUCUGUGGCAGCGGGGACGAGACCCAGAGCCAUUACCUCUUGUGCAAAGAGAAGGGCCCCCAAGUGUUCGAGUGGGACAAAGCGGGCCCCCUCUGCGUGAACCCCAAGUACGGGUGCAGCUUCAACAAUGGGGGCUGCCAGCAGGAGUGCUUAGAAGGGGGCGACGGAUCCUUCCUCUGCGGCUGCCGCCGGGGGUUCAUGCUCCUAGACGAUUUAGUGAGCUGCGCCUCCCGGAACCCCUGCAGCUCUAAUCCCUGCACUGGGAAAGCCACGUGUGUCCCUGGGCCCGACGGGAGAAGCUACACCUGCCGCUGCCUCUCGGGCUACCGCCUGGACUCGACUCAGCUGGGCUGCGUGGAUGUGGACGAGUGUCAGGAGUCGCCCUGCGCCCAGGAAUGUGUCAACACCCUCGGGAGCUUCCGCUGCGAGUGCUGGGUGGGCUACGAGCCUUCUGGCGCCGGGGAAGAGGCGUCCUGCCUCGACGUGGAUGAGUGUGCUCCCGGCCGCUCCCCCUGUGCCCAGGGCUGCACCAACACCGACGGCUCCUUCCACUGCUCCUGCGAGGAUGGCUACAUCCUGGCCGGAGAGGACAGCACCCAGUGCCAGGACGUGGAUGAGUGUGCCAUCCCCGGGGGCAGCCCCUGUGACAGCCUGUGCUUCAACACACUGGGCUCCUUCCGCUGUGGCUGCCUGCCAGGCAGGCAGCUGGCCGCCGAUGGGGUCUCCUGCAUCAUGGACUUGGCGUCCCCAGGACCGUCAUCUGGGCCUCCCCAGGAGACGCAUGAAGAAAACAGCGAGGGGAGUACCGUGCCUCCUGCCACAGUGUCCAGCACCACCAGAGGCCCUGAGGGCACCUCUCAGGCAGCCUCCAAAGCAAGGGAACCUCCCCUCCUCCCACCCGGGGACCCCACCACUUCUGCUGCAAGGGAGAUGCUGGCCUCCGGUGAGCCCCCUGGUGUCUGGACGGAGCCUGGCACUCAGCAGACCACAGGGGCAGCUGGCCAUGGCAUGGCUGCAGGUGGGGACACAGUGGCCACUCAAAGCGACAAUGGGGCCGACGGGCAGAAGCUGCUCCUGUUCUACAUCCUAGGCACAGUGGUGGCCAUCUCCCUCCUGCUGGCUCUGGCUCUGGGGCUACUGGUCUACCGCAAGCGGAGAGCCAAGAGGGAGGAGAAGAAGGAGAAGAAGCCCCAAAGUGCGGCCGACAGUUACUCCUGGGUGCCGGAGAGAGCUGAGAGCAGAGCCACAGAAAAUCAAUACAGUCCCACGCCUGGGACGGACUGCUGAAGGUGAGAUGGCCCCAGGGACCGAUUAAAGCUCAGCGGCCUCCAACCUCAGAGCUUUCAUUCCCAGUUGGAGCGGGAGGACCAGGGUCCCUUGGAGAGACUGGACUGGAAUCAGCUGUGACCCUUCUCCUGAGAAGUCUGGCAGCUUGGAGUGUACAGGUGCUGUCUCAUGUGUACGGUGUUCCCGAAUCAGAAGCUGCGUGUGGACAUGGGAAUUCUGUGCACGUUAGCCGUUCUCUCUCCCCUCUCCCUGUUCAAGGUCAAGUGUGGCAGAUUUCAUGUCCCCCCCCCCCCCCAAAUAGAGAUCAGUACACUGGGAAUCAAGUGCUAUGGGCUCUUUGAAUAGUUUCUCUGCUCCCUUCAACCAUGGGAGAGGGAACGACAAUGCUUCAUGCCUGGUGCCAAAUAGAAUUGAGACAUUUGUUCCUCUUGUAUAAUACAGCCUUAUUAUUUUGAUCAGAAGCCCCUUUUUUGGUGAAUAUUUCUUUCUCUUUCUAUCGAUGCCUUUGCUGAUCACAGGUCCUGCCCAGUUCCUGUUGAAGCCCUCCAUAAUCAGCAGAAAUAUCAUUACCUGCUUAGGCAGCCAGGAGGCACCAAGGGUCACAGACCGUCUCCCAGCUCUGAGGUUUCUAAUAGCCUUGGAUUUCUUUUGCAAGCGAGGCUGGACCAAUCUGGGAAAAGCUGCUUGGGGUGAAUGGCAGGUGAUCAUGGAAUCACAUCUCCCAAACGGGGAGAGAGAGAGAGACAGAGAGAGAGAGAGAGAGAGAGAGAGAGAGAGAGAGCGAGCGCAAGGCCCUGAUUCAUUCGAUGUCCUGUGGCUGACACACACUGGAAUGCAGUGACACAGACACUUAAGGAAAGAAGGCCAAGGGCACCCCCGCCCCCACUUCACAGCGCUCUGCGUGCACAGAGGAAGCCUGAGAAGUCUUUUGUUCUGACUGUUUUCUAAAGGAUGUGUGAGGGAGCUGACACGUCGCGUUGUGAUAUCAGUCAUCUUAAAGCACAGUUCACUGUCAACGGCGUGCCCUGAGAACUUGACUCCUGAUUUGUGAGUGUGGCUUAGGGCCAAGUUGGGGACUGGUCACUCAGGGUUUCUGUCUUUUCCUUAAAAAAGGAGCGGGAAGGAAAGGGAAUAAAUGCAAUCUUUUGGGAUUGCUGUUUUAAAUUACAUACUCAUUUUAACGUGUACAUUUGUAAAGAUUCCCCCCUUAAAACACUGUGGGUACCAGCGGCUGUCUCUGGCUGCAGAACUGGACCUGGGACACUGGCAAGCAUCCCCCUGGGGGGUUGGCUGGAUACAACUGGGAGGCCUUAGGUCUCCUGGGAGCCCUUUGCUACCACUGUACAGGGAAUAGCCAGACGUCUCCUUCUAGGACUUCCAAAACCUGCCAGUCAUAGCCGGGGUGCCUGGUUGUUUUCUGGCUUAGCUUCGGAUAUGUAUCUCCCCUGAGAGGUCACCACCGUGGGGCCAGCUUUGACAUGUAGAUACUCUACAAUAUAGACAUUUUCCAGGAGGAAAAUGGAAAACUUGGGUUGGGGAGGGGAGGGGAGGGUGUAGGAUUAAACAAAAGAGAAGGAAGCUGUGUGGGGCUCAGCAGGGUGUUUGGAAUCUCUGCUUUUUCUAGGUAGUCUCCCUGGUUUCAAGGUGGGACUCCAUCCUUUAACACAGAUCCUCACUGGGACCCUAAUGGUCCUGUGGGACUCUGCAAUCUGUUGAGAUUGGUGGCAGGUUGAGUGGAGACCGCCAUCACCUGGCCGUGGGCUGCUUUCAACGACAUGGCAGUAUUUGCGCUUUGGGGCAGUAAGAGCAGGUGCAGUGGUUCUACCUCUAGGUCCUUACAGCUCUGCCCUCAAGCGCUGCGGGUGAGGGAGGCUGUGUAGGCUUUCCAGAGCUUCUUCAUGGUCUGGAGCCAGCUCCUGUGAGCCUGUAUCCACCUGCACCCCUCUUGGUUCCUGUUACUUCUCGGUGUUGGUUUCUCACACAGCCCAGACCCUUUCCUGGUCUCUGUUCCAGUUCUUGUUGACAGCUCGCAGCUCGAUCUCCAAGUCCAGGGAGACCACGGAUCCCCUCUGUGGGACCCAUACACAGGGAAAAUGAAUGAUAAGGAAUUCAGGCUCCCCAAAUGCCCUCUUUCUCAUAGUUGGCUCCUUCCCAUAGUGCUCAUGGCCACUGCCUGUGAGUAGCCAAUAUACUGGAGUAGACACCCUUCAGCCGUGAUUAGGUUGGAAGCCACCAGUCUGAAGCAAUGCUUUGUUGUCCCAUUAUGUAUGCUGGUACCUUGCUCCCAGCCUUAGCUCACGGAGCCUGGAGGCCCCAGCAAUGAAAAACAAAUGUCCACUGGCCAAACAAGCAGCAUCAUUUGCCCAGAGGGUCCAGCAGGAGAAUCAAGGGGACAGCUGUGAAACAAACCAGGGUGCUGGAGACAGGGAGAAGUCUCCACUCGGCAAUGUCUCCAAGACAACGGAGACUGUUUUGUCCAGAUAGAAUUCUCUGUAGCUCACAAAUUCUGGGAGAUUUUUGGAGAAACAAGACUCAGGACAAAUUCCCCUGCCCCAUCUGCCACCUUCCAAAGCAGGUAACUCUGAGGUGGUGGUGGGAGUGGGGGUGGGGCAUCCUCACCGCGCAGCUCACAGCAGCCCUCACUGCUGAGUCAGUCUCCUGUUUGUUAUCAGACAAGGAGGAUGCAGGGGACAAUUUUCUGCGGAAUCUGAGGAGCAUGGAAAACCAAGGGCUGUGCCAGCACCCAAGAGGGACUCGGGGGCAUCCCUUGAAGCGGGAACCCCCGACCUUCUCAGCAGAGGGGCUUCAAGGCAAACACAACCAUGUUUGGUUUCCGCCGGUUAUCACUGUUGUAGUAUCCUGGGGCUACACAUGCGCACAUCACCUGUGUGAGCGACAGGGCCUUGCUGGAGUGUACAGGCUAAGGCCUGGAAGCAGACAGCAGUCCCGGUCAACCUCCGAAAGCCUCUUGCUUAGUAGCAACCUCAAAUACCCUUUGGGAAGACCCAUUCUAAUUCUUUCUCAUGGUCAGGCAGCAGUGCACUGAGUAUGCUUCUAUAACGGGCACAGUAAAGUGACUUGGAAUUUCAUUUCUCCUCCCUGAAAGCUGCUAUUCUCUUUUAAGUUCUCCUGGUGAGUUAAGUUGGAGUCUGUUAAACUCAAUAACUUGGGGUGAGCAUUUGGCUUAGUGGUUCCCCACUGGAGUCCUUGGGAUUGACACCCAGCACCAACUCCUAACUCCAGCUUCCUGCCAAUGCACACACUGGGAGACACUGAUGAUGAUUCAAGUAACUGAGUCCCUGCUGCCCACACGAGAGACCUGGGUGGAAUUCCUGGCUCCCAGCUUUGGUCUGGCCCCACCAUGGCUUGUUGUAAGCAUUUGAGGGAAUAAAUCAGCAGUAGAUAGGAUCUCUCUCUCUCUCUCUCUCUCUCUC